GCCUGAGCCCCCCAAAAUCCCCCCGAUCCCCUCCUUUCUUCCACUUAUUUUUUUUUUGGGGUGGUGGUGAAAAAAAAAUGUAAUUUAUAAAUUAGAACUAACUUUUCAAUUCUGACAGAAUUCAAAUGAUAUCAACUCCCAUCCCUUCCCCCCCACACUCCUCAAAUUCACCCCUGAAAUGGAAGCCAUCAAUGCUCCCUCGUGUCUAUUUUUCCCUCCCCCGUCAAAAAAAAAUAUUAAUAUUUAUAAUAAGGAUUUUUUUUCCUUUCUGAGAAGUUAAGCUGAAAAGGAAGUCAUGAAGUGGAAAUUAUUAUGAAUUCCCUUCUCUUCUCCCACCCCCACCCCCCAUUUAUCCUUGUAAUUGAAACCCUCAAAACAAUUUUCCUCAUCCCCAAAAUUAAAAUUAUUGAGAUUUCUUUGGGCUGCCUCCCUCGGGAAUUAAAUUAGAAAUGAAUUUAUAUUCGUUACGUGGCUAUUCAGUCCUUGAAAGGGGCCAUUUUCCAACUCCUGCCCCCCCCCCAAAUUUGAGUUUACAGAAUAGAAUAGAAUAGAAUAGAAUAGAUUUUUUUUUAAAUAGAAUAGAAUAGAGAAUGUGGAAUGGAAUGGAAUAGAAUAGAAUAGGAGAAUAGAAUAGAAUAGAAUAGAGAAUAUGGAAUGGAAUGGAAUAGAAUAGAAUAGAAUAGAAUAGAAUAGAAUAGAAUAGAAUAGAAUAGAAUAGAAUAGAAUAGAAUAGAAUAGAAUAGAAUAGAAUAGAAUAGAAUAGAACAGCUGUAUACUAAAGAAUCCAUUCCUUUUUUCAUGCUUCAGAAAUGACAGAAUAGCCUUAUCGCUAUUUAUUUUUUUAAAUUCCCUUUUAUUCCCCCUUCCCAAAGUCUACCUAAGGGUCGUUACAGUUUCCACGUAAGCCCCCCUAUUUCAGAGACCCCCAAAUAUCCCACUGGGGAGAACCCUUAUUUUCCCAUCUGCUUUAGAGAUGGCCCAAUUCCAAAAUGCCCUCCUUAAACCUCGACUUUCCUUCUCUGACUCACUUUUGAAACCACCCCUAACUCUUGAUUUCUGGACUUCCAGAAAGUCCAGAAAUUACAAAAUGAGAUGCUCUCCUAGGCUCAGUCCCCGGCCUUCAUCUCAAGAUCCCCUGACCUGGCUUGUCUUCAUCCUCGGACCCUCUUAUGACCAUGUCGUCCCCUCCGGCCCCACCAGCUAAAAAGCGGAAGAUGAACUUCUCGGAGCGGGAGGUGGAGAUCAUCGUAGAAGAACUCGAGCGGAGCAAGCACCUGCUCAUCAACCACUUCAACGCCGGCGUGCCGCUGACCGUCAAGGCCGCCGCUUGGCACAACAUCCUGCGGCGGGUCAACGCGGUGGCGACCUGCCGCCGGGAGCUGCCGGAAGUGAAGAAGAAGUGGUCGGACCUCAAGACGGAGGUACGGCGCAAAGUCGCCCAAGUCAGAGCCGCCGUAGAAGAUGGUGGCAAUGACCAGGAAGGCGGCGGGGAAAUCCAGGAGGCUGAAGAAGAUGCAACAGGGACCUCUGCUGCCCCAGUGAUUCUCACCCCCAUGCAGCAGCGCAUCUGUAACCUCCUGGGAGAAGCCACCAUCAUCAGCUUGCCCGCGGGAAGCUGCACUGGCUCCCAUACGUCAGAAAUACCCAUUACAGCUGCCACAACCACCGUCACCCUUACACAGAUUCCGGCAGAGAUGACGUACCACAGUCUGGAAGACGGGGUGGUCGAGUACUGCACCACCGAAGCCCCCGCCACCGUCACCGCCGAAGCCCCCUUAGAGAUGAUAACCCAGCAAGCAGAAGUCUCCGCCAAACCCCAGGAACUGAAAACCAGGAUCGCGCUGAACUCCGCCAAGCUCCUGCAGGAACAGCGGGUGACCAACCUACACGUCAAAGAGAUCGCCCAGCACCUCGAGCAGCAAAACGACCUGCUGCAGAAAAUCCGCCACUCUCAGGAGGUGCAGGCCUGCGCGCAGGAACGCCAGGCCCAAGCCAUGGAAGGAAUGCAGGCCGCGCUCAACGCCCUCAUCCAGAUCAUGCACCCCGUGAUUAAGGACUUCCGGCGUUUUUUACAGAGCAACACUCCCGUCGCCCCUUCGGGGACCACCGAUCCGAGCCAAGCGACCCAGAACGGACAGGACAGCCUCCUUCAAUGAAAUUUUUUGGGGUGGUGAUGGUGGUGAGGGGAGAAAUCCUCUAAACCCAAGCUCGUCCCAGGAAGAGGCGACAGGCGUCCUAUUUUGUGCCAGCCGACGGGUUUAGAAGCUAAAACCCCGCUCUGGAUUACUUACUUACCCGGCUCAACUCAUGUCCUUUUUUUAAAAAAUCGUUUACGCAGUUCCUUGACUCUGCUAGGAAUAAACCAUAACUUUAAAUGUUCGAUUUUAAAGGAAAAGAUUGGCAAAAUAGAUUUUUAUACAAAAACAAA
This is a messenger RNA of Ahaetulla prasina, 2428 nucleotides long. It is a transcript of the gene NAIF1, whose product is annotated as nuclear apoptosis inducing factor 1. The transcript has 3 exons. The record is from RefSeq and is a predicted model, not a curated record. Lineage: Eukaryota; Metazoa; Chordata; Lepidosauria; Squamata; Colubridae. Gene Ontology annotation, cellular component: nucleus. Bases 1170 to 2156 code for a protein of 328 amino acids.